This is a messenger RNA of Pelobates cultripes (western spadefoot toad), 13624 nucleotides long. NCBI's taxonomy places the organism in Eukaryota, Metazoa, Chordata, Amphibia, Anura, Pelobatidae. The record is from the annotation of a GenBank genome assembly.
AUGAUUAAUGGACAGGAUGUUCUGAGAAACGGCUCCGCUAAGUCGGGGGGUUCCCUUUCCCCUUUGGAGAAGCCGCGUUGGAGCCCUUCCAAUGGUGUUUAGAUGAUAAGGUGUCUGACCUAACGUUGUCGGUAUCUCUAGCUUCCAUUGGUGUUGAUGCUGUUGCACCCGCCCUGUCGGAUGGGUUGUUAGCCAGCUGCCAUGGCGGCCUUAAUCCUUGCCUGAAAAUCGGUCGGGGAUAUUGAGUGAAGUCCGACAUGGUGGUUCACACCCUUUCGGACUGUGGGAGACAGGAUCGUACAACAGUACACUUAUUGCCACUCAGUGGGCCUCCGCGUAUAACUGGGGUCACCCAGAAUUUAAAUCAAUCAGUACCACUUUCGCAGGAUCCGGGGAGUGGUCUGAGAAUGAGGACACCCUCAGUAAGACCGGGAUGAGCGGUCUGCAAUGUCGGGACGUUGGGACGUGUGAAAGCCUCAACAUGUAUAAUCCAAGGGGGUCAUCCUUAUAUGGCCUAGAAUUGUGGAGUUUUGGCAGCACUGUGAGUUCUCCUUCUCAGUUAAGGGAAGGGCGUACGGAUCCCCCAGUUGAAGCAUUGAGGAGCCAGAAUACAUGCAUCUAGUGCUCCAUGGUCUGGGCAUACAAUGACAGAGCGUACUCUGAAGGUAGAAGCCCUAGAAAGGGCGCGGCAGGUUCCCCCCCCGUCUGGCAGGGGGGUCACCCCUUUGUAUGUAUGCCACUAGCACCGGAGUAAGACUCACUUGGGGGUCACCCAGCGUAGGGGGGUUACCCCUGUAUGUUUGUCUCUUAUGGCAUGUUGGGACACUAUUUCAGUCUGUGGGGUAUCGAACAGGUGUCAGGUAUGGUAGUACACUUAUUGCCACUUAGUGGGCCUCCACGUACAACUGGGUGUCACCCAGAAUUGUUUAAUUCAGUACCACUUAGAGAUUUCCUGGAAGUGGUCUGAGGAGGGGGUCACCCUCAAUAAGACCGGGAUGAGCGGUCAGUAAUGUCAGGACGUAGCCCCCAUAGGGGUCAGGGGUCACCCUUAUGGGAUAUAGUACUGUGGAGAAUUGGCAGCAUCGUGAGCUCUCCUUCCUGGCUCUGUCGAUAAACAUGUAUCCAGUGUGUCCCAGUCUGUGCAUACAGUAACAGAUCGUACUCCGUGGAUAUGAGCCCGUCCUAGGGCGUAGGGGGUUCACCCCAGUGUAUGUAUGUCACUAGGACAGUAACCAAAUUCACUUGGGGGUCACCCAGCACAAGGGGGGGUCACCCCUGUACCACAAUGUCACUUGGGAGAGGUGUUUGCCACGCUUGGGGGUCACCCAGCAAAAAGGGAGGGGGUCACCCCUGUUAAUCACUCUGUUAUGUGCCUCCACUACGGUGUCCUGGGAGGUGUAUCCCUGUGGGGAAGGAGUGUAUCCAGUGGUUGUGAGGUCCAGUGGGAGUAGGGAGCUGAGUAAGUUAUCAGCUCUAUUUAAUUUCCCUGCCAGCAGAUAGAGUAAUGCAUCCACUAUAUGCACACAGCAGGGAACAGUCAAUUCAUAAUCCUCCAAACGUACAAUAAAACUGUUAUUCAGAUGUUGCUGAACCACACGAGCACGCCAGUGACCACCUACAAAAGGGGCCUCAUUAUACAUCUUCUCACGGCAGCAAGAUCCCUCAUCCCAACGCUGUGGAGAAGCCAGGUAGCCCCUACAUUUCGCCAAUGGGUAGAUAGGGUGGAAAUGAUCUACAACAAGGAAUUGAUGACUGCGUCUCUGCAGGGGCGCUCGGAUAAAUGAGCUCUAACAUGGUUUCCAUGGAUGGAGUAUACGGCCAGGGGAGCCGCGGGGGAUGCCCGGUCCGGAGUUGGUGGUGCUCCCACACCGGCACAACUUCUCCCACCCCCAACGGACUGACAGAUACCCGUAGUACUUACCAGCAGGGGGGUGCACUUCUCUAACCACAUGGCUAUGACUUCUCCCUCCCUUCCCCACCCCAAUUUCCAGACAGACGACAAACUGGGGCGACUACGCGGGAGCAGGCUCACAAGUUCACCUAUCCACUAACCAGGCACGCAGUACAUUUGGGGAGCUGGGAGGGGGACACAGGGCAAAGGAUGGCAUUAGGCCAUGUAGGCACAGGGGGGUGGGGGGAUGGCGGGGCUCUCGAACCUCUUUGGGGUGGGUGGGAGGUGCACAUUCAGGGGGGGAUUGGGCCAGAGGGUGGGAGGCUAACAACGCCUCCCGGUGGACGGGGAGGAGACCCUUUGGCGCUCUCAGUCCCACGCUCUUGGUCCGAUCUGGGCCUCGGGUUAACUAGGUAAAAUGGCACCCGAUUUGAUCCCUAGAAGACUCCAGCCUAUCACGUUAGGGGUUGGGGGAGGGUACAGAGGCGUCAGAGGGCACCCUGCAGCUAAUAUAUAUCUCACACGAACCACUACACCAGUCUGGAGGGUCGGUGGAUACCACUAAGGCUUAGGGCCACGGGCUGGCUCAAUAGUUGGCUGUCAAGAGUAGGGCAGUAGACGCUAAAUGUAGAUUCGAACCCCCGCUUCACGAUGUAUUAGGGAAAGCCGCGCCGCCCACACCCCGCUUUUCGCAUCUAUCUCAUGUGUCCCUUUGAAGUAUUAGGACUGCGGCCACGGUUGUUGCCAAGUUGUAUCUUUGCUGUUUUAGUUACGGUUCUAUUCAUUUGUAAAGAUAAUCUCAACUGUCCUGCUGUACUAUCAGCCAACGGGGACUAUUGUGUCCUUCCUUCAUUGCCUGUAUAAAGGUUGCCAAACCUGUCUGAAUAUGUUCUUUGUACUCUGAGACUGCUUUAACUGUACUGUAUUAAAUAAAUGAAAAAUAAAGAAUGUAAAAAGCAAACAAACUGUUAUUCAACAUGACCAUUGUAUAGAACAGAAUAGAUCAACCUGCCAGCAGAUAUGAGUACUGCAUCCACUAUAUGCACACAGCAGGGAUUAGUCCUACAUAUUCAUGCAGAGUUACAUAUAUUUUUAUUUCACAUGCCAAUGAAAUAUGACAGUAUAGAGCUCAGCAGUGAACAGUCCACUCAUUAUCUUCCAGAAAAGGUACAUAUAAAACCUUUAUUCCACAUGCCCAUGAUAUGUAUUAGUAUUGAGCUCAAAAGUACUUGUAAAACUUUUAUUUCACAGGAAAAAUAUUUUAAACAGUACAGAUCUAGCUGCCAGUUCGUGGGAACCACGAACUGGCUAAACGACAUGGCCGACGUGAAUCUUGCAAGUGCCGCAAGAUUCAAGAUGGCCGUCGUUCGCGCGCAAAAGUGCCGUGUGGCCCGCGAUCGAGGAUACGAUCACGCCCCCUGGUAUGGAACAGUCUCCCCGAUACCCCCAACCCUCAGAGACCUGCCCUGAAGUCCCAAAAAAAAAACAUGAUCGCGGUAAACCGCUGCGAUCCGUGCGAGACCAGAGUAAAGCAUAGGAAAGAAAAGGUGCCAGCAACAGAAAACAAACAGGCUAAUAAAGCAGUAACAUACAGGGUUAAUUCGGGGGAAAGGUAACAGGGGGAGAAUAUCACACUAUACAAGUCCAAAUGGAAGGCAAGUGCAAAAUAAUGAAAAACGUUUAGGUCAAAAAUGCAGGACAAGCAUUGUUGCAGUAUCUCUCGUGCAGAGAGAACUUGCUGGCAUUUCGGAUCUGGACUGCCCGUAUGGGUGGGACCAGUCUGAUAUGCUUCAGAUAUGUUCUCUCUGUAAUGGCACAAGAUGAGCUAAAACCAGCUUGAGUUCUGAGCGGGGACCCACCGAAGGGCAGGCUAUUUCAGUUGCUGUCCAUUCUCAGAAUACUCUUGCGACCCGUUUUUUGCUCUCCAUAAGUUUAAAGGGUAAUCCAGACGUGGACCCCUUGCUCACGGUGCCUAGAGAGAUAUCAGCUAUGCCUCACUGAUGAUGCCUAACAAGGCUGAAACAAUUGUCUGGGGUUGCUGUAUCUCUCGUGCAGAGAGAACUUGCUGGCAUUUUGGAUCUGGACUGCCGGUAUGGGUGGGACCAGUCUGAAAUGCUUCAGAUAUGUUCUCUCUGUAAUUGCACAAGAUGAGCUAAAACCAGCUUGUUUCUGAGCGGGGACCCACCGAAGGGCAGGCUAUUUCAGCUGCUGUCCGUUCUCAGAAUACUCUUGCGACCCGAAAAUGUAGGACAAGCUAAUAAAGUUUAACUAAAGUGGCCAUGCAUAUCCAGAAACAGUUUGGAGCAAAACUGAAUGUCUAACAUUAAAAAUCUAACUAAAGUGAUCAUAACAACAUUAAUAGAAACAGUUGGAGCAAACUGAAAGUCAAUUAAUAAAGUGUAAUUAAAGUGACCAUUGCAAUAUCCAGAAAACCAGUUUGGAUUAAAACUGAAUGUCUAGCAUAAGGUGUCUAACUAAAGGGACCAUAGCAAUAUUAAUAAAAACAGUUUGGAGCAAAACUGAAUGUUAAGCAAUAAAUGAUUAACUAAUGACAAUUUGCAAUAUCAGUAAAACAGUUUGGAGCAAAAUACUCUGACCUGUGCCUUGGCUGGUAAGCAGCAAAGAAAGAGGAAGUCAUGUGUCUGUCAGGGCUUUAUAUAUGGAUGUGAUGCCUGUUACUGAUUGGUUUAAAGUUUAUUGAUUGACUUGUGCUGAUGGAGGCAUAAAGUAAAGAAAGUUAUGCAAAAUAUGAAGCCUCUUGUCAUGUGAUAAAAUUGAUUAUCACAUGCUACAAUAUUAAGUCACAGUGCUCAGCAUACUGAAAUGUGUAUGAAUAAAAAAAACAUCUUUUAUGAUAAAUGCUAUAGGGCAUUUCUGAAGGCAACUUUGGUUUCUACCUUUAAAUUCACCUAAAAGCUAGACUUUGGUAUAUUGUUUUAUUCUUAACCUGCAAAUCUGCUCCUUGCUUUUGAGCACAGGAAGUGAUCCUGGACAAAAAACUGAAGACCACUUUCUUUCACCAAUGAUAUAAUGAUACAUCAGUUAUAAUACUCAGAAUCUCCUGAACACAUCAUGAAAUUCCUCAAAUUUGACAUGUCCAAGUCAAAGAUUUCAAUAAUCAUCCUCAUUAUGUAUUAAAAGAUGGUAAAUUAACUCAUCUGUAAAUUUGUUGUUUCCAGAAGGAGCUGUCAGACCUGUGGUUUCAUUUAAUCCAAAUUGGGACAAAAUAUUCACAGGCGAAUCUCUCAGUCUCACCUGUAACGUGGAUUCAGUGGGACGGGAAGACCAGAAAUAUAUCUGGUACAAAGAUGACAAGCUUCUACCCACCGGGUUAAAGCAGUUUCUAAUCAAGUCUGCUGAGACAAAAGAUAGCGGCAAAUACCAGUGUCAGACCGCAACAAGUGACAUAAGUGAUGCAGUGAAGCUAGAUGUAACAUAUGGUAAGUUUGCCAGUCUGGCUCCAACACAAUCAAUACACAUUUUUAUUUUCUAAUAUUUUUUGGUGAUAUUUUUAUCUUCAUAACGUGAAACAGCAGCAGCCCAGAGUUGGUGAUCGAUGGGUUUUUGCAUUCCUGGUGAUUUAGUGUAUGGAAGCAUCUGCAAGUCAGUGGUAUUAAGCCAUUUAAAUGGACACAAUUUUAGCUUAAUGAGGCAGUUUUGGUGUAUAGAUCAUGUCCCUACAAUAUCACUGCUCAGUUCUCUGCCAUUUAGCAAAUAAAUCACUUUGUUUAUGCAUCCUAGGCAUGCCUUCCUGCAUGUGACUUACAAUGCCUUCCUAAACACUUACUGUAUAAAGUCAUCUAAUGUUUACACUUCCUUUAUUGCAAAUUCUGUUUAAUUUAAAAUUUCUUAUCUAAUAAUGUGUUAAUAGCUUGCAAGACCCUUCAGGAGCCCCCUGUGUGUGAUUAAAGUUCAAUUUACAGAGCAGGACAUACAACUCUUAGAGUAAGUUACAUCUGAUUGAAAAUGAAACUAUAAUUUAUCAUGCAGGCUGUGUCAGUCACAGCCAGGGGAGGUGUGGCUAGGGCUGCAAAAACAGAAACAGAAGUGAUUUAAUUCCUAAAUGGCAGAUAAUUGAGCAGUGCAACAUAUUCUUCCAUUUUUUUGCUUUAAGAACAUAAAUAUCAACCUGGGAAAGUCUCAGAAGACAUGACAAAAACAUAAACAAGAUAUGUUCCCUUUGAACUGUUUAUUACAAUAUUAUCAGGGACUAUUGGUGAAUGUUAAGAUGGCGGAGCACUAGUCUCCGUUCUUGGAAUCUGACUUUACCAAUUUCUCAGUAAACCUCACCUGUUGCACUUUGACCACUUAACCUCAUAUACUAUGUUACCGACUAAAUGAGAUGUCAAUUCUUGUAGAACACCAUAAAUAUAUAGAACGUGAAAGAAACAAUGGAAAAUAACGUGAGUUAGGUAAAUACAGUGUUGUGUUCUGGAACACGGUCUGAAGUACUAAUGAAGGGUCAAUCACCAUGGAAACAAGUGGAACCAGCAGAACAUUCCAUUAGUGACUCCACCUCUUCUACACCUUUGUGUCACUUUUCAGAAAUGCCAUUUUUAUACAUAACUAUAUGUAAUAAUAAGAACUACUUUGUCUAAGUAAAAGUUUAUAUGAGUACAUUUGUUGGGUUGAUUAUUAAUCAAAGAUGCAUAACAAGUUGGAAAUUGCAACCAUACAAAUGUAUAAUGAAGAAAAAAAAACAACUCAGAGUGGACUGAUUUAUCAAAAGAUCCUACCUCGGACAUAUAUGUCACUGUUUUAUUGACAGAAUGGACCGAUCAAUAAUCAGAAAAAUGUGCCUUCAAGUUAAUUGCAAGCUUUGGUGAACCCAAAAACUGCUAAACUAAGGAUAUUAGAUAUAGCAAUUUAAAAAAAGAGUACAGGGAAAAUGUCAUCAUUAGUGAUGUCCCGAACGGUUUGCCGAACAGUUCGCCACAGAUGGCGAACAUAUGCGCUGUUCGGUCCGCCCCCAUGUUAUCGUUGAGUAAACUUUGACCUUGUACCUCACAGUCAGCAGACACAUUCCAGCCAAUCAGCAGCAGAUCCUCCCUCCCAGACCCUCCCACCUCCUGGACAGCAUCCAUUUUACAUUCAUUGUGAAGCUGCAUUCUUAGUGAGCUGUCCAGGAGGUGGGAGGGUCUGGGAGGGAGGGUCUGCUGCUGAUUGGCUGGAAUGUGUCUGCUGACUGUGAGGUACAGGGUCAAAGUUUACUCAAUGAUGACAUAGGGGGUGGACCGAACAGCGCAUAUGUUCGCCAUCCGUGGCGAACCGUUCGGUGAACCGUUCGGGACAUCACUAGUCAUCAUGCAUAGAAUCACAAUAAUACUAUUAUUAUUAUGUUAUUAUUUAUAUAGCGCCAACAAAUUCCGUAACGCUUUACAGUGGGUGGACGAACAGACAUGUAGUUGUAACCAGACAAUGAAUGUACUCUGUUCAGAAAGGAAAGAUAAUAGAUAAAAAAAACACAUACAAAAAUCUAAUUAAAUAUAUUAUCAGAAAGUACAAGAGAGACGAAGUGGGUAACUCAAUAUGGUGAGAUCUCAUUUUGCUAAAAAUAAAACCUUCUAAACACCUUUGAAAAUAGGUAAAAUAUAAAACGGAAGCUACUGAAACCAAACACUAUGACCACUAACCUCUUAAUAACAUACCUUUCUUAAAAGAACAUCACAAAAUAUUUAGAGAAAGAGGAAAGAUUCAAUAUAGAGCACACACCAUUACCCACAAAGGUACGUUUGAAACUGAAGUUUUUAAUAAUCACGACAAUGAUACUGACAUAUUGAAAAAAAAUAAAAAUAACAUACAGGUAUAUAAUAAUUAAUAUGUUGGUUGGAGGUUAUUUGAUCCAAGGAGAGAUCUGAAUGUCUUUCUGGUGUCCAGGAGGAAGUUUUAAAAUUAUUGAAAAAUCUGCAAACUGUAAACUAAGAGUCCAGUUUUUAGCAGAAAUUUUAAAACAAUUUCUAUCUACUCUCAACAAUGAGUAGGUACCUUCGCUUUGCACCAGCUGAACCAUUUAUUUUUCCAUCUCUGAUUUGGAUCCUGAUGGGUCAGACAGGGCACUAAACACAUGUGGUGAGGAAGCCUCCUUCCUGAUUGUAGAUUAAAGUUAAGAAGCAUUAGAGUAGAUUAGCAUUGCUCUUGCACUGAUUCUUCCGGCCUCACAUGAUCUAUUAGUUCUCUUUCUCCAUCCAUGACGAAUCAAACACACUGGUUUCCCCCAUAAAGUGGUUUAGAAUAUUUUGUAUAUAUGCACAUAGUGUUUUAGCUUCUCAAAUCUCAUCCCCCAACAACAAAUAGUACAUGGCUCUGACUCACGUGCUUGACACCUAACAAUAUUUGUUUUUCCAGACUGGAUCAUCCUGCAAGUCCCUCAGUCUGUUUAUGAAGGAGAUGAUGUUUCUUUAAGAUGUCAUAGGAAUCAAGGAGAUCACACAGGAGGGACAAUCAUUUUUUACAACAAGGAAAAUCCCGUUAUACAGAAGUCAGAAAUUGACUUGAUUUUCUUUAAAAAUGUCAGUAUGAGCAUGGUUGGAGAAUACCAAUGUGCUGCAGGAUCAGCCACAUAUUAUUCAGCUAAAGGAACGCUGAAUGUCAGAGGUGAGAAUUUCCCAUUGCUUUUUGCACAAUCUAUAAAAUGUGCAACAGAUGAAUAAAAGGUCAAUUAGAUGCUGGGAACCAUGUGUUCCAAUUUGUUAACUAAAAUUAAUUAAACCACACCAGAUUCAUUGGUUACUUCUUACACAUUUCACUUAAAGACACCGAGUAAACAGAUUUAACCCCUUACAGACACAUGACAUGUGUGACAAUUCAUUAUUCCAUUUUAUUCCAGAAGUUUGGUUCUUAAGGGGUUAAAACUGCAUUACAAAUUCAAAAAAAAACAGACUAAAAGAAGUUCCAUUUAACUUUACACAUGUCAAUCAAGUCACAGCUCAUUUGCUGUCCCCUUCAAGCAUCCAUAGGACACACACCAUCUUGCUACCUACCAUGUAUCUAUUGAUAUACUUCAGGAGAUAAGCAGUCAGGAGAGACAUUACCAGGAGAUAAGCUGCCAGGAAAGAAACUAUCAGAAGAACAGUUCCAAUAAAUGCUGGUGGUUCCUUCAGGAAUUGUACUGCUGCCACCAUCACCAUAAUCCUGCAGUUGCACCACCAGCGGAAUAGCAAGAAAGGCUAUAGAAAGAGGCAGGUGGUGAGCAAGGAGUCCCUUAUUAUACCAUACCAGGGUCAAUUUACUUCACGUCUGAUCACAAGUGGAGGCAGGGAGCGGUGGCCAGUGAAGAAGUGGUAGUGGUUAUGGUGCUUGGAGUGUUCCUUUAAGAAGCAAUACAUGAAUAGCUCAAUAUAUCAGUCAAGAUGCUUUUCUUGCAUACUAGUAAAUCAGUGUGUAAAUCUUUUCUAGCUCAUAUUGUCUUUGCUGGGUCCACUUAUUAAAUCUUCUAUCUAUAUAUUUACUUUUUAAUGAAAGAAAAAAUAUUUUUAUUUAAAAUAUAAUUCAGUUAUUUAUUAAUAUAAUAAACUAGAAUAUUUGAUGUGUUUUUCUCCUCUUAGAGCUCUUCUCAAACCCAUUAGUCAAUGUGAGCCAAUAUCCAGUAACCGAAGGUGCCAACGUGACCGUAACAUGUGACACGGCUCUCAGCCCACACAGAGCGGCCACAGAAUUACAGUUUGCUUUCUACAGAAACGGACAGAAUGUGCAGGAAUUUGGUUUCUCUAAUAAAUACCAGAUUCAGUCAGUCCAACUGCAGGAUACUGGAGAUUAUACCUGUCAAGUGAAAACUGCAACCGACACAGUGAGAAAAGAAAGCAUUGCAAGACAUGUCCAGAUACAAGGUAUAAUUCUCACUGUCACCGGCUGUACCAUUUUCUCUGUGUUUUUUACAUUAUCUGUGUACAGAAACAGAUCACCGAAUAAGAGGCAAUGUUGCAUUUUAAAGGGACAAGCACACCUGCUAUUAACUGAUUGACAUGAAGGUGUUACGUAUUUAACACCUUAUUCUUGCGAUCUCGGAUGUGAUGAGGUUAAGUUGUUGGGGAAAUCAAACCAAGCGUUUGAUGAUAUCCUGAGUAUCUGCCCCUGUCCAGAUUAAAAGUUUAUACAGCGUGCACGCUUCCCGAGUAAUUCACACCGGACACAAGAUUCUGGUUAAUUAAUCAACUGAGGAAUGUUUAUUUUCGGGGGUUGGACCCCCUUAUAAAGCAUAUAAAUAUGCAUAUAAAUACAUCAUAUGCAUAAUUAUAGAUAACAGAGAGGAAUACAUCAAUAAUUGGUUAGGUGUUAAGUGGUUUUAGUCAAAGCACGUCCUACUGAUCAUAACGUCACGCAGUGGGACUAGUGUCAUAAAGUUCUCCCCAGAUUCCAGCGCUGUCUUGUAUCCUGUCGACGGGAGGGGUAACUUAUAGCGGCCAUUUUGAGUAGUUAUUAUUAUAAUGUGAGUUUGGUUAGUUAAAUGGAGUAAAUAGGCGUUUUACUAAAAUCGUCUAUUAUGUCCUUAACAGUCCCCCCUUAAAAUGACUAUUUACGACAACUAAUAACUGACCCUAUACUGCCCCUAGAGAAAAAUAACAAAUGGCUAACAUGUCCACCCGUCCAGGCCUCGAACGCUUCACUCCUCGGGUAUCCCGCAGUGGCUAGUCCACCACAUCUUCCACAUCACACUUUUGCCUGUACAGACAGACACUAUCCCUAUAUUGUCCCUAUAGGGAGGUAAUCGUAUAUUUAGUACGAUGGGAUUAGUAGAGGUGUGUGUGGCAUAUCACAGGCUUAAUCGUCGAUGUUUUGAUGGAGCAGAGUUGGGGUGAUGAGAUUGAUGGUCUGACCUACUGUUGUUUGUAGAUAUUUCUGCACACACGGAAACACACAGCAGACAAAGAUGCUGAGUAACAACAACACUGCCAAGACUGCCAUUCCCACUUGAAGAGACUUUUCUUCCAACCAUUCAGCCAUCCAAACCAAUUAUCCCAUGAAUUAUUAACCCCUGAGUUACAUUUUAAUUCUUCUGAGAGAUUUUUUAAUUUCUCUAUAGCCAUGGUUACCUUACCAUUUGGGCCAGUAUUGUCUGGUAUGAAGGUGCAACAGGUCAUGGUAUCAGGAAGAAUCUUACAGACCCCCCCCCCCCCGUUUUACAGCCAAUAUCAUAUCGAAGGCUAAUCUGUUUUGAAAGGUCAUUUGAGAGGUAGCCUGUAACUGUUCUGCCAGGCCCUGGAUGGCAUCUCUGGUGUAAUUAACAAACCACUGUUGAUUAUAAUAAAUGUAGUUUAUCUAAAUCAGAUUUUUGUUGGCGAUGAUUAUCGUAAGUAUAGAUUCAAACCCUGCUGCUAUUUCGUCUCUUGCUUUAAAUUAAUUGGGAACCCCCCUUGGCACUCCCACGGCAUAAAUAUAGAUGUGAGGGUCGAAACUGCUUUUUACGGGAGUAUCACGCUUUACCCUGGGGUGUAUCAGUGAUGUGUUUGAGAAGCCUUGGUGAUUAUCUGAUUUUAUAUGAAUUAGCAUAAUAACUUUGGCUACGGUAAACUCUCCCCACCAGGGGCCUAGCAAUCUGGGUCUAAGUUUCAUGUCACCACAAAGCCAAUGAAUAUCACCAAGGGAUCGGGUCUGUCUAGUUAUUAGAUGGAUUGGGGGUUCCCGGCGAGUAGUACAAUAUCCUGGAGGAAAUGUUCCCAUAAAAACACCUGACUUACCCUGUGUUGUAUAACAUGUGUAAUUACCGGGAUACACCGUGACUCCAUCAGGUGGUUUGGUAUCCCUCUGGAUUAGUGGAUAUGGUCUUUUCCAUAACUCACACAUAGAUGAACCAUUAUUUGACUGUAUGUAGAGGCUUAGGAAACAGUAUAAUUUGCAUUAUACCUCAUAUAAUAGUCAUAGAUUGAUGUCUGAGAAACCAGUCUCUACUGCCAUAGUGUCUUCGAAAGUGGGGUUGGCUAUUGCAACCAUGUCUUUGAGAGUCUUAAUAUGUGGUUUACGAGGACUGACAGUCAUGUGUUGUGUGUAUACCCAUUCAGGUGAGUUGUACAUGUCUUGUAAAUAAAAAGUGCCUAAUGUAUUAUAUGAACCACCCCCCUUCCAAUACAUUCCCAUAACAUAUUUCCCAGCAUGCCCAGGACUAGGAUGUUCAAUAUUCAGGGUUAAUUUUAUAGGGGUUGAUCCCGUCGGCUUACGCAUAGUCAUUCUGUCUAAGAGUGAUUUCCCAGUUACGUCCAGUUUUUUUAAGGCACUCUGUGGUCUAUAACCCCAUGCUCAACCUGUAUUCCAACCCACCGCUCUCCAAGAGCUACAGUGAUGUCCCCACUUGUCACACAGAUAUAUGGGUCCUUUUUUGUUAGGUAUAUCUUUGUAUACUGCUGAAAAUAAAGAUUGUGGGAAUGUACAAGAAACAAUAUUAUGUGGGGAUAUUUAUGGGAUAAUAAUAGUAACAGUGAGAAUUGCCCACUAAUUCAAUUCUCAGACCCAAAGAUCGUUUAUCGUGUUAAGUGGAAUGUAUUUCAUAUAAAUAAUAUCACAAUGUUAUAAAAAUAGAUUUUAUUUUAUAAUAACAAAUUAAUUAAUAAUAAUAUGUAACAUGCGUGACAAUAAUCAAUGAAUAAGGUAUGCAAUACAAAGGAAUGGCUAUACACGUUUCAAUGGCUAAACAGCAUUUUCUGUCAAGUCUUACACGAUUUAUGAGGUAUCUUUCACAGAGAGAAAGCUUUUCACAGCGAAGGGCCAUAAAACCCUGGCUAACAGUUAGAAUAACCCUUUCAAUGCUGGCUAGAUCUCCUAGUAAUUAAGAUCUAUUCUUAUGUAAUUUUAAAUAAAAUAACAUUUAAACCAGUUCAUUAGUCAUUUCCUGGAACCAUCCAAUAAGAGAAUCUACCAUAUUUUUACAAAAGCAGAAUUUGUUUUUAAUUUGCCUAAAUAGAUCUUUUAUCUUAUUUUAUAGCAAAUCAAUACACCUGGAUAAAAACAGUGGUAUGCUAACACGUGAUAAUAUCACAUCAAUAUAUAACUAGAAAAGCUACAAUUUCUGGGGAAAUUGUGUGAAGUGUUCUUGCCUCCACCAGUAGUCUACAACUGGAGUGGGCGGAGUAACUGUUAUCAUUUAUAUAGCACAUUUAAUUGCAACGUUGUUGCACAGUUACAUUAAACCAUACAUUUAUAAAAACAUUAGCAGGUGUUCAAAAGGCCCUGUCUAUGACAUCACUUGCUGCUGCAGCCUGGCACAGGUCAGAGUAUUUUGGCGGUUGCCAUCUUCAAACGGUCGUAUUUUAAAAACUAUAACUCCUACAGCGAAGAGCUUUAUAUUGUGAGAAUCACAAGACCCAGACCUACAUUUUGAUGCAUAGUAUGUCUCUGAAGUAUUAAAAUGAAGGCACAGUCGCAGUUUAGAAAUUGCACUUCAAAUUUGAGCUUUGCAGAGUGAAGUUUCAAUGAAUGUCACUGGACGGCGUUGUUGCAAACAAAUGGUCAUAUUGUGAAAACUAUCAGGACUACGGCUUAGCCGUUGACAUGUUUAGUGGCAGCAGGGAUAGCUGAACGCUUUGAUAUAAGAUUUGUGUAGGUGGGCCUGAAAAUAAGGGAGUGGUGGCAGUUUAGAAAUCAUGUCCUGAUUUUUCAGCUUUUGCCAGCUCCCACUCUAGCUUUGUCAUUCAUUACUAUGGGACAAAUUGCGCCACAAGAACGACGAUAUUCCGUGAACCAUUCAGCGAAACGUUCCACAAUGUAAUAGCAAUCCGAUCGGGAACAAUCUGCACGUUUUGGUAA